UCGCUUGCCGUCGGUUACCACGGUGAUGCUGACGCUUGAAAGGCUUUUCAGAUUAGCCCGUAUACCAUUUAAGCUAGCUCGUCCACCCACUGUUGAUAACCUCAGUUCGGCUCUUUGGGGAGAGUAAUAACCUGUAAACAUGGCAUCUGUUUUAGAUGCUCUCUGGGAGGACAGAGACGUCAGAUUUGAUAUAACAGCACAACAGAUGAAAACUCGUCCAGGAGAAGCGCUCAUAGACUGCCUGGACUCCAUAGAGGACACCAAAGGAAAUAACGGAGAUCGAGGACGACUGUUAGUAACAAACCUGAGGAUCAUCUGGCAUUCUUUGGCCCUGCCGAGAGUCAAUUUAUCUGUGGGUUACAACUCCAUCAUAAACAUCACAACAAGGACCGCUAACUCAAAAUUGAGAGGCCAAACUGAAGCACUCUACAUCCUGACAAAGUCCAACAACACAAGAUUUGAGUUCAUUUUCACAAAUGUGGUUCCAGGAAGUCCAAGGCUGUUUACUUCAGUCAUUGCUGUACACAGGGCCUAUGAGACAUCCAAAAUGUACAGAGAUCUGAAAUUGCGAGCAGCUCUUAUUCAGAAUAAGCAGCUAAGACUCUUGCCCAGGGAACAAGUGUACGAUAAAAUUAACGGAGUCUGGAAUUUAUCCAGUGAUCAGGGUAAUCUUGGCACCUUCUUUAUUACCAAUGUUCGGAUUGUUUGGCAUGCAAACAUGAAUGAGAGCUUCAACGUCAGCAUUCCCUACCUUCAGAUUUGGUCCAUCAGAAUACGAGACUCAAAGUUUGGCUUGGCGUUGGUGAUUGAGAGUUCACGCCAGAGUGGUGGCUAUGUGCUCGGGUUCAAGAUUGACCCUGUGGACAAGCUUCAAGAUGCACUGAAGGAAAUCAACUCAUUACAUAAGGUGUACUCUGCCAACCCCAUCUUUGGAGUGGACUAUGAAAUGGAAGAAAAGCCCCAGCCAUUGGAUGAACUCACAGUGGAACAGCUUCCUGAUGAUGUGGAAAUUGAGCCAGAUGAGCAGACUGAUGCCUUCACUGCUUACUUUGCAGAUGGAAAUAAGCAACAAGACCGGGAGCCCGUUUUCUCUGACGAGAUGGGCCUCGCUGUGGAAAAACUGAAGGAUGGGUUCACACUUCAAGGACUGUGGGAAGUCAUGGGCUAAAAUAGUAUGAGACGUGUGUGUAAAUAUAGUGAUUGUUAAAGCUAGAGUAUAUUUAUUUAUGUAUUUGAGGGGUGGUUAAAGUUGUACAGUUUGCAUUAAUACUUUUUCACAAGAGGAAAAUAGUGAAUUACUAGAGUUACUGUAUAUGUGUGUUGUGGGCAGGGGUGUGUCCAGACUUUUUUGACUUUGGUGGCUCCGAUGAAUGCAGGGGGGGCAUGAAAUAUGUGCACACUCAAACACACACAAACCAGUGUUAAUUUCGUUAACAAAAUUAUGACGAUAAAUGUUCGUCAACGACUCUUUUUUUCAUGACAAAAACAAGACUAUGACGAGCUUAAGUGCUUCACUGAUAAUAAAAAAUCUGACGAACAUAUGUUUUGAUUUUGUUGACGAGACGAUGACAAGAUGAAAACAUUAGUGGCCGACCGUCCGGCAAUGAAGAAUCCAUGUUUUCCCCCGCUGUGCGUCUAAUCUUUAGAAAUAAAAGUGAUGCAUUCCUGUGA
Molecule: messenger RNA, 1671 nt
Organism: Notolabrus celidotus (New Zealand spotty)
Lineage: Eukaryota; Metazoa; Chordata; Actinopteri; Labriformes; Labridae
Gene: bbs5
Product: Bardet-Biedl syndrome 5
Exons: 12
Coding region: 140-1168 (342 amino acids)
Biological process (GO): intracellular transport; cilium assembly
Cellular component (GO): ciliary basal body; BBSome
Molecular function (GO): phosphatidylinositol-3-phosphate binding
Source: RefSeq, a predicted model, not a curated record